This is a messenger RNA of Pneumocystis carinii B80, 881 nucleotides long. RefSeq lists its product as hypothetical. Gene Ontology annotation, biological process: FAD biosynthetic process. The coding region runs from base 297 to 839 and encodes 180 amino acids. Lineage: Eukaryota; Fungi; Ascomycota; Pneumocystomycetes; Pneumocystales; Pneumocystaceae. Gene Ontology annotation, molecular function: FMN adenylyltransferase activity. The record is from RefSeq and is a predicted model, not a curated record. The transcript is spliced from 3 exons.
GAUUAUAUUAACGUACUUUAGCCAACCUCAAAAAAAGUAAAAAUUAAUGGAUAACCUUCAGAAAAUAGCUUUAAACAAGAGCAUUCCACCUUGUAACAUUGUUUCUAAUAUGAAUACUAUUAUCUCUUUAUUAAGUCUGGAUCUUCAAAAAAAUAUCCAAAUUUCUAUUAAUAUACUUCGUCAAGCACUAGAUAAAUAUGGGUUAGCACUUUUUUCAAAAAAAAAAUAAUAUUCUUAUUCUUCUAAGUUUUAGAAGUAUUUCUAUUUCAUUUAAUGGUGGAAAAGAUGCACUUGUUAUGUUAAUUUUAUAUUUUUAUACACUUCGUCAAUAUAGUAGUAAAGAAAUAAGAAUGAAGAAAAUACCUGCGAUUUAUAUUCAGGAUCCAUAUUCUUUCACUGAAAUAGAAUAUUUUGUCAAAAAAUGUUCAGAAAAUUAUGUAUUAGAUCUUGUUUAUAAAAAAUCACCUAUGAAAACUGCGUUAAAAGAAUAUUUGGAUGAACAUUCAGAAAUCAAAGCAAUUCUUGUAGGUGCAAGACGUAAUGAUCCUGGAUGUUCUAUGUUAAAACAUUUUGAUCCAACAGAUUUUAAAUGGCCUUCAUGUAUAAGAGUUCAUCCAAUAAUUGACUGGUGCUAUUCCAAUAUAUGGGAGUUCUUAAGAAGCCUUAAUGUAGAAUAUUGUUCAUUAUAUGAUAAAGGAUAUACUUCUAUUGGUGGUACUCAAGAUACUUUUCGUAAUCCAGAGUUACAAUUAGAUCAUGAUAUAUUUAAACCUGCAUAUGAAUUGAUGGAUGGACAUAAAGAACGUUUAGGCCGAAAAUACCCACUAAAAAACUAUUAAAUAUGUCGAAAACAUAACAAUUUUCCUUCUUGGAUGCUGUAU